AACAUCUUCUUUCCCAGCCUUCAGGGCUCAGGGAAUAGCCCUUGCCUGUUCUGUCUGGGGUGUGGGGGGGUGGAAAUAAAUCCAGCCACUGUGAUGAUUUUACAGGGCAGUUUUGAGCAGCGUUAGUGUUGGUGUUUCCUUGCUGACUCCCUUUUUUCUGAGUAAGUUGUGUCAGCAACUUCCUGCAAACCUGAGGAGCCUGAGCAGCUCUGCUGUGCCUGUUCUGGGAGCUGAGCUCCCAGCUUGGGCACGCUGAGCAGCUCUCACUCAGCCUCUGGCAUUGCAGAGGGGACAGAAGGGACCAGAGAGCAGCAAUUGGCAUCUGGCAGGGGAAGCUGCCACCUCCUGCUCUGGAGUGCUUGUUGGAAAGCAGCAUGGGCCAGGGCAGAGAUGGCUUUGCUCCAGCCAAGGGACUGCUGUGGAAUUUUAAUCCAGAGAUGUGUGAGCUGGAGUAGGGGAGACAGAACUUCUGUCUUGGUUAUGGAACAUUUCCUUUUGGACCACCCAAAGACUGGGCUCUACAUCUGUAGUAUUGGCUGCUGAAUGACACUCCUACAUGAUGCCUGUACCUGUGUGUGUAUAUAUAUUUUUUUUUAUAUCUAUAUUUAUAUAUAUAUAUAUAUUUAUGUAUGUAGAUGGGCAUGACAGAGCAGAUGUGUUACAAUGUGCAGUGGCAGUUUCUACCUAGGAGGUUUGGAUGCUACCUCCAAAAUUUCUCCAAAUAACUGGGCCUUCAUGUGUUUUCAGUCACAUAGAUCUUGUACCUUACCUGUAGACAUGCAGCAAAAGUCUUGGUCACAACAGCUGCCAGCUGAGGAAACACUUGCUGACUCCACAUUUGUCUCACACCUAUGGAAUCACACCCCACAUCCUGGAGUUUUGCACUUUCCUUCUCAACUGCAUCCAUCAUAUCAGUCUCCCAGAGCCCAGCUUUGAUACUUUAAACAGUCAGCAACUGCUUCCAUACAGUUCUUAGGGAAAAAAAGGCCAGCCCUGGCCUUCCCCUUCCUCUUGCAGCCUGUAAACUGUACCACAUGCAGGUCUUUGCUCGCUCUUCUCUCUUCAUUGCCCUUCUUCAGGAUCCAAACCUGGAGCCCUUCCCUACUUGCUCCCACUAAAGGUGCCAGGACAAAAAAGAUGUUGCCUUUACCUUCCCACUGUCACCACUCAGAACUCCACCCUAUAUCCCUGUGUACUUCCUAGACAAUUAAAUGUCCUGUGAUGCUGCCUCAGAAACCCAAAGGGCAGAUCUGAAGCCAAAAGUGUUUAGACCCUACUGGCAAAAUGUGCCAGGACAAAAAGAAAUAUAUUUAUUCUGGGAGGCAAGCAGCUGUCCCCAGGGCUCCUGGUGCAAAGAGGCUCCCUGGGGGAGGUCAAGGCCAGCACCUGCUUACUUUGAUGGCACUUCCUGAGUGGGAGCAAUCCACUCCCAGAGCCCUGCACCAAAAUUUGGAUGCUGCCUCCAGUGCUGAGUGCAUCCACCAGGGACUGCUGUAGCACAGAAGUUCUCUCCAAAGAGGUAUCCUCAUCCUCUUUCUGGAGCUCACCUCCAGUAUUUGGAUACCAGCUCCAAAGCUGUGCGUGCCCAGGGAUCUCUUUCAGAGAAACCUUUCCAGAGCAGAAAACUCUUCUUAGUGGUUCCCUGUAAUAUCAUCCUUUUCUUGGCCAGCACCUGACAAGGACAAGGAUGAAUAAAUGACUGCUUUAUUGAAAUUGAUGAUUAGAUGAAAAUGUAAAAAGAUAAAAAUGCAAAAUGGCAAACCAACAAGCUGAUCAGUUAUUUACUACACAGUAAAGCUGCUCGUACAGUGCUGUGUUUAUUGCACCAGUAACACAGCCAGCUCAAUAACUAUCAAAAAGAGGUUGAUGUUACUGAUAAUGGGUGAGUCUCUCCCUCAGCCUCCAGAGCUGUCCCUGAGAGCUGUUCCCACCCAAGGCAAGGAUCUUCGUGCAUCUAAAGGAGAUAAACUGGGAAACCUGGGACUGAUCUUUUGUAGUAUGAAGAGUUCAAUUGUCCUUCUGGUUUUAGAUUCUAUGUUGUCCUCAGCAGAACACGUUUGAGUCAGAUGUUAACAGCUCCAUGGUUUCUGCUCAAAAGUUCCAUCUCUCACUUCCCCACCAGGCUCUUCCACAUCCCUGUUGAUGCCCACCUCAGUUGGGAGGAGCACCCUCAGGAGGGGACUAAUUUAAGGGUUUGGUCAAGCUGGUCUCAGCAUUCUUCACCACUGCACCCCCUGGUUUUUCAUCCAUCACCAAAAUUUUGUAAAUGAGACAAAGAAGGGGUUCUUUAAAUCUGUCCCAGCCCUUCCAAAUGGAAAGCAGCAGUGCCCCUGCCCCUCAUAAUGCAGUUGCUCAUUCCUCACACCAGUCCUGGGGUCCCAGGAACAGGAGAGCUUCGUGUCCAUCCCUUACAGAGACUGAGACCCCUCUGGAGCUGUGUCUGUGUCCCAGCUCCAAUGCCUGCAUUCCUACUGCUCCCAGCUCUCCCUCUUUGCUGACUGGUUUCUAGGUCUGCCUCAUGUCCAAGUUUUCAUCCAUUAAGUGUAGCUGUGUCACCUUAGGGCAAAUGGAAUCUCACUGGAAGAGUGGGAAAUCAGGUGGAUACAGCAAAAACUCUCCCACCUUUGAAGAAGUCAUGAAGGUCAGCAUGGACUCUGCGUUUAAGUGAGAAAAGGCCUCCAGAAGAAAAAGAAAAAUGGCAUUAACUACUUGGAUGUUUCUGCUUCCAUGGACUGGAAAUAAUAGAGCUCAAGGUCUGGGAAGCAGCGAGGAAAGAAACCAGGGCAGGAAGGGCAGAAAAGAGGAAGAAACGAGAGCAGGAAGGGCAGGAAAGGAGGAGGAGAGAGAGGGAGAGGUGAGGAGCCUGCAUUCAGCACUGAGGAGCAGAAGGCUGACACCAGAGGCUUCCGAUGUCCUCCUCAACUUCCAGCAGCACUCUGCCCAGCGGCCUGGCCGUCCUGACCACCUUCCCAGAUGUGCUCUUCAUCCCUGAAAUCAUCUUUGGGGGCCUUGUGUGGAUCCUGGUGGCAUCCUCGAGGGUCCCAGACCCCAUGCUGCAGGGCUGGGUGAUGUUUGUCUCCGUGUUCUGCUUCGUCAUGUCCAUCUCCCUGCUGUGCCUCUACGUCUGCGGGGCUCACGGCGGCGGCGGCUGCUGGGUCACCUUGGAUGUCGUCUGCCACGGGGCAGCAGCGCUGUUCUACCUCAGCGCCGCGGUGCUGGAAGCCUACAUGACCUACGCCCUUCGGAUCCUGUUCCCAGCGCAGGAGUACAGGGAGAACAUCGCCGCCGUGGUGUUUGCCUUCGUGGCCACCCUGCUGUACGUGAUCCACCAGGUGUUCUCGCUCCUGCGCUGGAAAUCCUCCUGAGAGCCUGAACUGCCCCA
This is a messenger RNA of Lonchura striata (white-rumped munia), 3382 nucleotides long. It is a transcript of the gene MAL, whose product is annotated as mal, T cell differentiation protein (MAL blood group). Gene Ontology annotation, cellular component: membrane. Gene Ontology annotation, molecular function: structural constituent of myelin sheath. The record is from RefSeq and is a predicted model, not a curated record. Lineage: Eukaryota; Metazoa; Chordata; Aves; Passeriformes; Estrildidae. Gene Ontology annotation, biological process: myelination.